Scheffersomyces stipitis CBS 6054 is the source of this 4674-nucleotide messenger RNA. RefSeq names its product chromatin-remodeling protein (gene SWR1). Gene Ontology annotation, molecular function: ATP hydrolysis activity; ATP binding; histone binding. The record is from RefSeq and is a predicted model, not a curated record. The annotation marks the transcript as partial. NCBI's taxonomy places the organism in Eukaryota, Fungi, Ascomycota, Pichiomycetes, Serinales, Debaryomycetaceae. Gene Ontology annotation, cellular component: Swr1 complex. The transcript is spliced from 3 exons.
UCUAAAUCAGAAAAACUAGCUCGUAUCAUAACCAAUUUCAAUCUCUCAGUAAAUGAACUUUUCCACCUCAGAGAAUAUCAGUCGAUAGUCUCGUGGAAUCCCUCCGAUUUUUCCACUGCUAUACCCGGCCAUCAAAUUCCGGAGUUGUUUGAGAUAUUCACACAAGACGCAGCCAACCAGAUUGAGUGGGACGCUAAUGUUGAAGAUUUGAGCUCCAUACCUUUACGACUUCAAAAGAAAGUACUAGCCGAACGAGAAAAGAAGUUGUUACUUAAGUAUCCGUUCAAGAACGAUGUCAUAGAUAUGAGCAAACAGCUAGAACGAGAAAUCAUAAGUCGUGCAUUGGAAGAGCCAGAAGGAGAAACUCAUACUACGACUAAGAGUAAUGGCUCAGUACCCAAGCCUCAAAAACAAGCCAAUGGCCAUUCGAAAACGUUGAAGAGCAAGAAAAAGGUUAAACAGAAAAGAAUUGACGAACAGGAAGUAGAUGUAGAAAUUGAAGACGAAGAAGAGGAUCCCGAUGACGAAAUAAAUACAAAUUACAGGUUAAAAGCUGUCAAAUACACCAUAGCUCCACCGUUAGUAACGCAUCCGUCACAUAUUCCAGCGUGGAGACCCGAGAUUAGUAAUGCUGAUGGAAUCCAGGAUGGCUCUGAAGAACACCAGAUCCUCGAAUUCAACCCUGAGCCCAUCACCGUGGUAAAGAACCGUGAUGGAAACAUAGUAGCACCAAAUAUAACUUCGAAAUUGCACAACUACUUGGAGUCCAACUACAAGGUAGCCAUAGUGGAUGACAGUAAUGUCGACUACAACAACACAGCGGAAGAGUUUGAGGUUGUGACUGCACAACAGGAAAACAUGUUGAAAGAGAUAUACCACAAGUGUACAAUAGACAACAGUUUGGAGUUGAAUGGUGAUAAAAUAGAACGUAGAAAGAUCGUUUUACCUCAGGCUUCGAACUUAAGACAGACAUCAGAUCCCUUCCGUAACACUGCAACUGUAACACCUAAAGUGCAAGGUUCAACAAACAAUCUCACUCAUCACGAUUACUUGCUAAAUCAGGGUAUAUCCUUCGCCAAAUUGCACCAGCAAAUGCGUAAACAGCAUCUGCUGCGUACGAAGAGGAUUGCCCAGAUGGUGGAUCAAUACUUCAAAAGAAAGAAUGGUGAAAAGGACAGACUUGCGCGAGAACGAGAGCUCAACCUAAAGAAAUUGAGUAGAUUAGCUGCUCAGGCUGUUAAGAAGCGUUGGACUCAAGCAAACAAGGUGUACUCCAUUAUUCAGCAGCAAAAAGAAGACGAGUUAAAACAAAUACAAGGUAGAGAGCACUUAAGUCAGAUGCUAGAACAUUCUACUCAAUUAUUGGAAGCCCAGUUCAAUAAAUCGUCUAGAGAAGCAACCACAGAACCUGAAUUCGAUAGCGAUUCUGAAUCAGUGCUAUCGAAUUCUGAUGAAAACUUUAGUACUUCAGAUGAGUCUGAACAAGAAAACUCAGACACUGAAAGAGUGACACGCGCAAAGGACGGUGACAUGUCUUUGUCUGUAGAAGAAUUGAAGCAGAAGUAUUCCACCCUUCAGGAGUCUGUAGAGCCUACAUCAUCUGCUCCUUCUGAUAGAGAUAAUGAUAGUGAUGAUGACAGUGAAGAAGAGGAAGAUGGCAUAGUCGUCAGCCAGGGUCUUUCUGCUUUGUACGGUGGGAGUGAAUUGUCAGCCAGUGCAACUCCACAGCUUGCAGAUGUAGAGUAUACCGAAGAACAGAAGAAACUAAUCGAGGAACUCAAUACUGAAGCGAGAGAAGAUCCGGCAUUGAAUUCUGAUUCUGAAAGCUCAGGAUUUUCGUCUGAAGAUGAGAAUGAAUCCGGCUCUGAUGAAAGCGAGACUGUCGAAGAGGACGACGAAGAAGAAGAAAAAGACGUUCCUGACAAAAAGGAAAAUGGUUAUGUUUCAAACUUGGGCAGCCUCUUCAAUGGUCGCAACGAUGCCUCGGAAGAAGAAGAGGAAGGAUCUUAUAGUGAAAGCGAUGGUAAGACUAGCGAAGAUGAAAUGAUGAGCACCACUGAUGAAGAAAGCGAUGUCGUUGAAAACGGUGAUAUACCAAUGGAAGACGAAGUUAAACAAGAAACAGAAGAAGGAGCCCUACAAGAGAUUAAUGGCGCAAAAGUUAAAGAUGUUCCACUUCCUUCCUUGCUAAGAGGUACCUUGAGACCAUAUCAAAAACAGGGUCUCAAUUGGCUUGCAAGCUUAUACAAUAACGAUACUAAUGGUAUUUUGGCCGACGAGAUGGGUUUAGGUAAAACGAUUCAGACAAUAUCUCUUUUGUCUUACUUGGCUUGUGAGCACCACAUAUGGGGACCGCAUUUGAUUGUUGUACCUACUUCUGUAAUGUUAAACUGGGAAAUGGAAUUCAAAAAAUUCGCACCCGGUUUUAAGGUCAUGACAUACUACGGGUCCCCACAACAAAGAGCUCAGAAAAGAAAAGGUUGGAAUAACCCGGAUACAUUUCAUGUUUGCAUUACUUCAUACCAAUUAGUCGUUCAGGAUCAGCAGUCCUUCAAAAGAAGAAAGUGGAGAUAUAUGAUUCUCGAUGAAGCUCACAAUAUCAAGAAUUUCAGGUCUACCAGAUGGAGAGCUCUUCUCAAUUUCAAUACGGAAAACAGAUUGCUAUUGACAGGAACCCCCUUGCAGAAUAACUUAAUGGAAUUAUGGUCGUUGUUAUAUUUUUUGAUGCCUUCUUCUAAAGUGAAUCAAGCAAUGCCAGAAGGGUUUGCAAAUUUGGACGACUUCCAAACAUGGUUUGGUAGACCAGUUGAUAAAAUCUUAGAGCAGACCUCUGCUACUAGCACGAGCGAUAUUGUCGACGAGAAUGAGAAAACCACCCAUAGACUAGAUGAUGAAACCAGAAAUACAGUGGCACGUUUACAUCAAGUCUUGAGACCCUAUUUGUUACGUCGGUUGAAGAAGGACGUCGAAAAGCAAAUGCCAGGAAAAUAUGAGCAUAUAGUGUACUGCCGUCUCUCAAAGAGGCAAAGAUUUUUGUAUGAUGAUUUCAUGUCGCGUGCCAAAACGAAGGAAACAUUGGCAUCGGGUAAUUUCUUGUCUAUUAUUAACUGUUUGAUGCAGUUAAGAAAGGUGUGUAAUCAUCCUGAUCUUUUCGAAGUUAGACCUAUUGUUACCUCUUUAUCGAUGCCCCGGUCUGUGUGCAACAGUUUCUCGUCGUCUGCGGCUUUGAUUCGCAAAGAGUUGACAGAUGAGAAUUUGAUGAAGGGUAUCAAUUUCAAUGUACUUAACUUGGAUAUCACGAACUCGGACAACUUGAACUAUUUCGUGUCUCAGUCAGCCAGCAAGCUAAAGUCAUCGAAGGAAUUGGAUGCCCAGAUUCAAAAGCUAUCGAAUCUUGUUCCAUCAGAAUUGGGUGAUGUGCCUGAUGUGUCCGAUUAUUUGAAGUACUACCAGUACAUCAAGACAUGUGAACAGAUAGAGGUCCGUGACAAACUCAAGCAUAUACUCUAUUUAAACUCAUUGAGAUGCAGUCGUUCUCCAAUUUAUGGAGAGUCGUUGCUCCGAUUCUUGACUAAGGAGAAGAAGAAAGAGGACAGUGAUCUUUACGAUAAUCUUUUCCUUUCGGUUAAUGACCGAGUCAGAGUUUUGGGAGAUGUUAUUGAAAAGUUCUCUGUUAUCACCCCAGCGGUCGUUGCAUUAGAUAUGAAGGAUCAAAUUAUCCCUCUUUCUACCCAGAGAAGAAUCAUGGAUGAAGUUGCUAAUAACCAAAUCGAAAACCCAUUUCAUAAAUCACAAACCAAACUCAGCAUUGCAUUUCCAGACAAAUCAUUGCUACAGUAUGACUGUGGUAAACUUCAGAAACUAGCUAAACUCUUGCAAAAUCUUACCGCUGGAGGUCAUCGAGCUCUUAUAUUUACACAGAUGACAAAGGUUUUGGAUAUACUUGAACAAUUUUUGAAUAUCCAUGGCUACAGAUACCUGAGAUUAGACGGUGCCACCAAGAUUGAGGACAGACAGCUCUUGACUGAGAAGUUCAAUAGAGACCCCAAGAUUUCGGUGUUUAUUUUGUCCACAAGAUCUGGUGGGUUAGGUAUCAACUUGACUGGUGCCGAUACGGUUAUAUUCUACGAUUCCGAUUGGAAUCCUGCGAUGGAUAAACAAUGUCAAGAUCGUUGCCAUAGAAUUGGACAGAGUAGAGAUGUUCACAUUUACAGAUUUGUUUCUGAGUACACCAUCGAGUCGAACAUUUUGAAGAAAGCAAACCAGAAGAGACAAUUGGACAACGUUGUUAUACAGGAAGGUGAGUUCACCACAGACUAUUUUGGUAAGUUCUCCGUCAGAGAUCUUGUUAAUGAUACUACUAUUGCUGAUCAAAUUCCUGAUAGAGAACUUGACUUCACUGGAGAUGCCAAGAUGGAGAAGGCAUUUGCCCAAGUUGAAGAUGAAGACGAUAGAACUGCUGCCAAUGAAGCAAUGAAAGAAGUUGCUGUUGACGAUGAAGAUUUCGACGAAGAAAGCAAAUCGGCAACCACUGGAGGCACUCCAGCCCAGACCCCUGUUGGUGUACCCGCUGUUAAACAGGAUGAACCUGUUGAUGUCGACUAUGAGGAAGGAAUCGGCCACAUCGAUGAAUACAUGUUAAGAUUCAUUGCCGACGGCUACUACAACGACUGA